AUGGUGGUGGGAAAAUCACUAAUAAACGAAAAAUUGAGGGGGUCGAUGUGCGGGAUGAAAGAGAUAGAGAGUGAAAUAGAGAGGGUGUCUCGAGACGAGAGAAGCUCGCACAGCGUCUCGAGUGGGAUUCUACCGGCACUUGGCGUUCAUAGCAACCGUAGGGUCAAGCUUCGUCCCUUCAUCAUCUCUUAUCUUGAUCCUCGUUACCGAACCAUUGCCAUAAUUUGUAGAACAUGGGAUACAUUCCUUGUAGUGCUCGUCUUCUACACGGCAUGGGUGUCCCCUUUCGAAUUUGGUUUCAAUAUCGGGCCGAACGGGCCCCUUAGCAUCACCGACAACGUCGUCAACGGAUUCUUCGCCAUCGACAUCGUCCUCACAUUCUUCGUCGCCUACCUCGACAAAACAACUUAUCUCAUCGUCGACGACAGAAAGCAGAUCGCACUGCGGUACGCAAAAACAUGGUUAAUCUUCGACGUGAUAGCCACUAUACCUGCAGAGUUCGCUCAUAAAAUCUUACCCUCUAACGUCGAAUCGUACGGCUACGUCAGUCUUCUUCGUCUCUGGCGUCUCAGACGAGUCGGCGCAAUGUUUCAACGAUUGGAGAAAGAUAGGAACUACAACUAUUUCGUCGUUCGAGUUCUUAAGCUUACAUUCGUGGUGCUUUUCGAGGUUCAUUUUGCGGGUUGCUUCUUUUAUCUUCUAGCUGACAGGUACCCCGACCCAAAAAAGACGUGGCUCGGUUCUUCGAUGGCGGAUUUCCAUCAAGAGCCUCUACUCGACCGAUACGUAAUAUCUAUUUAUUGGUCAAUAGUCACCGCCACAACCACCGGAUACGGAGACUUACACCCUGUCAACACGGGCGAAAUGGUGUUCGACAUUUUCUUCGUAUUAUUCAACCUCGGUCUCAAUUCCUACAUCAUAGGAAACAUGACAAACUUGAUUGUCCAAGCAACUUUCAGAACUAGGAAAUUUAGAGAAGGUCUAAAUGCAGCAUCGAGCUUCGCGAAAAGGAAUCAUCUGCCGGCACGUUUGCAAGAUCAGAUGAUAGCGCAUUUGAGUCUUAGGUAUAGAACCGAUUCCGAAGGGCUGCAGCAGCAAGAAACCCUCGAUGCUCUUCCGAAGGCGAUCCGUUCGAGUAUAUUGCAUUUUCUUUUUUAUUCGCUCGUCGAUAAGGUUUAUUUAUUCCAAGGGGUGUCGAAUGAUCUACUAUUUCAGCUGGUUUCGGAAAUGCAAGCAGAGUAUUUUCCGCCUCGGGAAGAUAUAAUUUUACGAAACGAGGCGCCUACGGAUUUGUACAUUUUGGUUAACGGGGCAAUGGAGCUUAUAAAACAUAGAAACGGAAUCGAACAGGUUGUCGGAGAGUGCAAGACAGGGGAUGUGUGUGGUGAAGUAGGUGUUCUUUGCUAUAGGCCGCAAAUUUUCACCGUUCGUACGAAACGGUUGAGCCAGCUUCUUCGUUUGAACCGUACGGCGUUUUUAAAUAUCCUUCAAGCUAAUGUUGCAGAUGGCACCAUAAUCAUGAACAAUCUUCUUCAGCAUUUGAAAGAGCAAAAAGAUCCCGUGAUGCAAGAGAUUCUUACGGAUACGGAGCAUAUGCUCGCGCACGGAAGAAUGGACGUGCCUCUAAGCUUGUGUUUUGCGGCUUCGAGAGAGGAUGAUUUAUUGCUUCACCAUUUGUUGAGACGGGGUUUGGACCCGAAUGAAUUGGAUAGCAACGGUCGCAACGCUUUGAAUAUUUCAGCAUCAAAGGGUAGUUUAGAAUGUGUGCUCCAACUUUUAGACUAUGGUGCAAAUCCCAAUAGAAGAGAUUCAGAAGGAAACGUCCCACUUUGGGAUGCACUAUUGGGCGACCACGAGCCCGUGAUUAAAGCCCUCGUAGACAACGGGGCCACGUUAUCUUCUGGUGACGUGGGCCAAUACGCGUGCCAUGCGGCCGAGCAGAACAACAUAGAACUGCUCGAAAAAAUCAUUAAAUUCGGCGGUGACAUCACACUGCUCAAUAGCAUGGGGACCACCGCCCUCCACACCGCAAUAUCCGAAGACAACGUCGAAGUGGUCAAGUUCCUUGUCCAAAACGGGGCCGACAUAGACAAGGUCGACGUGCACGGGUGGACACCGCGCGCGUUGGCCGAGUACCAAGGCCACGAAGAGAUCAACGCCCUCUUUCGAACAAUAGGGGUAGAUUCGGAAAAACAAAAAACGCACCAUAAAAGUGCGAGCCUAACCCUAGAAAUGCCCGAAGCACCGUACCUUAAAAAGUACUCGAGCGAGCCGACGAUGCCUCACAUGACUCCCGAUCAAAAAACAUCAAACGCCACGGAGGCGGAUUUGGGUGGGUCCCACGUGAGAUCGGGGGCUAACAGUUUUCAAAAUUCACUUGCGGGGAUCAUCACAACCGGCAUGAGACAAAAUGAAGAAAUAAGCGGUCAUUUUGUACCUCCCCCGGAUUUUGUUAUGCCACGCGAGCAUGCUAGAGUGAUCCUUAGAUGUACCGAAAGGGACGACGUAGAAGGAAAACUCGUGCUUUUGCCGGGAAAUUUUCAAGAUUUGUUAGAUUUGGGGUUUCAGAAAUUCGGGUUCAAUCCAACUAAAGUUCUUACGAAAGACGGAGCAUUAAUCGAAGAAUUAGCUGUAAUACGAGACGGCGAUCAUCUUUUUUUGGCUAGUUAAAUGGUAG
This is a messenger RNA of Erythranthe guttata (spotted monkey flower), 2677 nucleotides long. NCBI's taxonomy places the organism in Eukaryota, Viridiplantae, Streptophyta, Magnoliopsida, Lamiales, Phrymaceae. The record is from RefSeq and is a predicted model, not a curated record.